Messenger RNA from Aspergillus pseudonomiae, 1332 nucleotides. RefSeq names its product alpha/beta fold hydrolase. Lineage: Eukaryota; Fungi; Ascomycota; Eurotiomycetes; Eurotiales; Aspergillaceae. The coding region runs from base 1 to 1332 and encodes 443 amino acids. The transcript has 3 exons. The record is from RefSeq and is a predicted model, not a curated record.
AUGUCUGCCUUUGAAAACCGUUCGUGGGACUCCCUCCCAGACGCCAUCAGUUCAUCGGUGAAGACCCUGAAUCAUGCCUUAAACGGUGAUGCUCAGUGGCAAGCCUUUAUCAGAACGGAUGCGAUCUCUGAGCCGGUUGUUAUUGGCAUUCGGUCAUCUGUCAUAGACCAGGCAGUAUUGGUUACAGUCGGACCUGGCUCCAGCACAGUGGUAUCCUGUGGGUCGUCGUCUAGAGGUGACUUUGUCCUGGUUGCUGAGCCAUCUCACUGGGAACAGUUUUUUUCUACCCACCCCCGGGCUCCAUACACGAGCUUCGUUGGUAUUCAGCUGCAUAGUAUGAAUACCAAUCAGGGCGGAGCAGAGAUUCGUGGGGAUCGGACUAAAUAUGCCCAGUUUGCGCACCUUACAACUCAUCUUCUUGAAAUGAUCCGCAAGGGAAUUCACGGUCCCCUUUCCCAAGAAACACAGACUGUCAUCGAUGAAGAUCAUAUCACUGGCAAAUAUGUCUAUAUCAAUACUCCGGUCUGGGGAAAGUCCAAGGUAUUCUAUGAGUUUAGUGGCGAGGGGCCGCAGGAAAUCAUGUUCCUUCACACCGCCGGAAGUGACGGUCGCCAGUACCACGCUGUCAUGAAUGAUCCAACCAUGAGAAGAAAGUGCAGGAUGAUCGCGUUCGAUCUCCCAGCCCAUGGAAGGAGCUUUCCAGGGGAAAACCAUAUUCCGGGAAACUACACUAACACCGAGGACGCGUACGUGGGGGCAGUCCGUGAGAUGGUGAAGGUUUUGAAGCUGAAUAAGCCUAUUAUUUGCGGUGCUUCCAUGGCUGGCCAGGUAUGCAUUGCAGUGGCUAUCCGGGCUGAAGAGGUUGGAGCGGGUGGCACCAUUCCACUGCAAGCGUGCGACUACUUGGCUAUGGAGCGACAGUUUGAUGACAAGUCGCCCUUCAUUAACCAGUCUCUGUUCAAUCCAAACUGGAUCUACGGAGUGAUGGCUCCAAAUACGCCGCUUGCAAACAAGAAGCUCAUCUGGCAUCUCUAUAGUGGUCAGGCAUACGGCAUCUUCCACGGCGACCUUGAUUUCUACCUCGGGGGUUUCGAUGCCCGUAGCAGGCUCUCCCAGAUUGAUGUCAAGAAAUGUCCUAUUUACUUUCUGACUGGGGAGUUUGACUGGGGCACGACUCCUGAUAUGAGCCACGCAACUGCUGAGAAAAUUAAAGGCGCAGAAUUCAAACGAAUGCACGGGCUGGGUCAUUUUCCAGCAACGGAGAACCCCUCGAUAUUUAUACCAUAUCUCCUAGAUGCGAUCAAUUGGAUCCAGAAGACUAGGGCGCUCUGA